GCGCGCCUCCCGGCUCCUAGCAGCGACAGCCCUGGUAAACCGGACUGACCUUCCUCUGCGCGGCCUCGUCGCCAGACGAGGACCUUGACUGUUCCUCAUCGGUUUGAUUCGUCUGUGAUUUGUACUCUGCAGCCAUGCCACCGACGCCGGAGGUCCCCACAGCGCAGGAGCUGAGUGUGGACGAGAUCAAUGUGUCAUCUGCAGUUCUGAAGGCUGCUGCUCACCAUUAUGGCUCCCAGUGUGACAAACCCAACAAGGAGUUCAUGCUCUGUCGCUGGGAGGAGAAGGAUCCCAAGAAGUGUCUGGAAGAAGGCAGGAAAGUCAACGAGUGUGCCCUCAACUUCUUCAGGCAAAUCAAGGGCAACUGUGCAGAGUCAUUCACGGAAUACUGGACCUGUCUGGAUUAUUCGAACUUGGCGGAGCUGCGUCACUGCCGCAAGCAGCAGCAGAGCUUCGACAGCUGCGUCCUCGACAAGCUGGGCUGGGAGAGACCUGAUCUGGGAGACCUGUCUAAGGUGACCAAAGUGUCGACCCCGCGGGCCGUCCCUGAGAACCCUUACCACUCCAGACCACGUCCCGAGCCCAACCCAGUCAUCGAGGGCAAACUGGAACCUUCCAAACAUGGCAGCAGGUUAUUCUUCUGGAGCUGGUGAGGCAGCACCAGAAACAUCAGUCACCUUCCAAAGCCAUGGGCUCUGUCCAAACUCCACUGGACUACAUGUGACCACUGAUACAUCCGUGUUACUGGCACGUUUAUGUUGGUUAGGUCUGAAAGUGGAUUUUGGACAGAGCUCAUGUCCUAACAGUGUCUCCAGCAGCGCUACUGAACCUCCAGCAUCCUCACAGUUCAAUGAAGGAAGGAUGGAUGGAUGAUUGUGUGAGAAAAGUCCAUGAAUCCAUUCAGCCUUCCUGACCACAAAUGUAAAUGUAAUGAGUGAACAAAUGCAACAUGCUGUUAUUGUUGUCAACUAAUAAAAGAGAUAAAUUAUA
Molecule: messenger RNA, 990 nt
Organism: Platichthys flesus (European flounder)
Lineage: Eukaryota; Metazoa; Chordata; Actinopteri; Pleuronectiformes; Pleuronectidae
Gene: ndufa8
Product: NADH:ubiquinone oxidoreductase subunit A8
Exons: 4
Coding region: 135-653 (172 amino acids)
Biological process (GO): mitochondrial electron transport, NADH to ubiquinone
Source: RefSeq, a predicted model, not a curated record